Molecule: messenger RNA, 3970 nt
Organism: Lagopus muta (rock ptarmigan)
Lineage: Eukaryota; Metazoa; Chordata; Aves; Galliformes; Phasianidae
Product: glioma pathogenesis-related protein 1-like
Exons: 6
Coding region: 128-925 (265 amino acids)
Cellular component (GO): extracellular region
Source: RefSeq, a predicted model, not a curated record
GCUAAGGCAAGUCCAGCCCACAAGCCUUCCAAGCAACACAAGUCCACAAGCUGCAAGGAGAGCUACAGCCACCUUACGCAGCUGAAGUGUUCUGUUCUUCAAGCUGACAGACUGGAGGCUAAGUAACAUGAUAAGCAGAUUUUUCACUUGUGAGCUGGCUUUAUUGCAUUUCUGCCUUUCUUCUGGCUUCUAUCAACCAGAGACGUUGCCUGAUAUUGGAGAUGCAGAGUUCAUUGAGGAAUGUGUGAGAACGCACAACAGAUUCCGGUCUGGAGUGAGCCCCCCAGCCAGCAACAUGUUGUACAUGAGUUGGGAUCCAGACUUGGCAAAGACUGCAAGAGGUUGGGCAAAGAGAUGCGAGUUUAAACAUAACAUAUACCUCCAAGAGCCGGGGCAGGCUCACCCCAGAUUUACUCCUGUUGGAGAAAAUCUCUGGACUGGCUCACUUUCAAUUUUUUCAGUGCAAGGAGCCAUCACCUCUUGGUACAAAGAGGUCAGAGACUACACAUACACCAGCAAUAGCUGUAGCAGAGUAUGUGGCCAUUACACACAGGUCGUUUGGGCUCAAAGCUACAAGGUUGGCUGUGCUGUCCACUUCUGUCCCACAGUGUCAUACUUCUCAGGAACCAACGCAGCACACUUCGUCUGCAACUAUGGGCCAGCUGGGAACUACAGACGGCACCCAUACGAGACAGGAGCAGCAUGCAGCAAAUGCAACGGCGAGCAGUGCGCUGACAAUCUGUGUCGAAACACUGAGCGUGACAAAGUCAUUAGUGAUUCCAGGUGGCACCCAGCUUGGGACAGACCUGCCUGCGAUGAGUACUGCAUCUCUGUGGUUGUUUUAAGGCUGUUACUUCUUAUUCUGAGUAUUGUAGCCACUUGGAUCCUACCCAAAUACUGGUCCAUAGCACCUGCCACCAAGUAACUCAUAGAAGGCUGUGGCAGCACUGAGGUUGAUUCGUCCUUUCCCUGUGCUUAAGCUACUGGCAGAGCUGAGAUGGAUGGAGAUGUUGUUUGCAUCCACAAAUCAUUCUAAAUAUAGAAAUACCAUCCCCAUUUCAUGGAGGAGCUGGCAGAGCUGAUAAGGAGCCUUCUCAUUGUUCAGAAUCAGUAGCUGGUUUUAAAUUACCUGCUUACUUUUCCAAAGUGGAGCACUGUGGCAGAGAUGGGUGUGCCAUGGAACAGCUUGCCACACUUCCCAGGGAGGGAGUGGGGUGUCUGCAGCCCAGCAGAGCAGACUCCUCUAUGCCUAUUGUGCUCUCUCUACUCCUCCAGCGAGACGCAGCAGCAUGGUUUUGGGUAGCCUGGAGAGAUUUUCUUUUAUCAUUUAUAGCUUUUUUUUACCUCAUAAUUUUUGGGUACAGGUGAGUUCCAGCAUGUGAAUCCCACAGCAGGCAGUGCGUUUCCCUGUAUCGCAGUGCACAGGGACCACUGGCAUUUCUCUUUGCUUAGAAUCUGUUUUCAAACACACAUCAUCUCUGCCAAGACACAGAGCUUCACCCGUGUUUAAAUGUGACUCUGCACCACCUUAAACUCCUUUUUUUUUUUCUUUUUCUGAGCAUGAGGUUUUUUAUUUCUGCUUCAAACAAUAAACCACUAUUUCCUGCCUCUCAUGCACGGUGAUCAUGUAUCUGCAACCUGAUCUGAAGGUCCACUGGUGCACAAACCCAGAACAAAUACAUUCAGUUCCAGCCUGCACAAUGCCAAGAAACACGAUGCUGGGAAACACAGAGCAGUGCUCUAAAAAUUGUGUUGUGCCCAAAGUUGCGCUCUGGGCUCAGUGGCUGCCAAGCUCCAGUCUCCAUGAGGCUGUGCUCAGAGCAGGCAGGGUUCAGCCAGGCCCCUUCGAUAUAUCACACCACUCUGCUGGGUGCUUCUAUGCAGGAAUCCAGGGAGUCCCCCAGCUGCUUCCCAUCUGUGGUGCUGUCUUUGCUCACUUCUGUCAGUGUUGCUGCACAGGUCCUGCUCUGAUGCCACUCCUGGAGUCAGUCUCACCUGGAAUUACUGCAACUGCAACCCAGAGUUUCUGACAUUAUUCUUCCAUGCAGUUAGCUGCUAGUACUUGAAUCAUCUCAGCAUCACAGCAUGUCCUCAAUAAAUCAUUUUCCAAAAUGUAAAUGUGGUCAGGGACAGAAUUCCUAAUUCUCUUCCUUGUCCUUCACUUAUAUUUACAAUUUGUUUGUGCCAGAGCCUCUUUUCUGCCAUCCAGUGACCCCAACAUCACAGCACCUGUUCUGGCCAAAAUAGAAAGAGACAAUUUUGUUAAAAAAUAAAUAAAUAAAUAAAAAAUCCUCACUACAGAUUCCACGGGUCUACCUGUUGAAAAGGGCAGCCACUUUCAUUCCCACUUACCUUUUGGCCACACUUUUUUGAGCACCACUCAAGCCUCACACUUUCUGUACUGCAAAAUCCCAUCUGGAAAUCCCAAGGACGAUAACCAGCACAUGUUGGCAGCAGGACGUACUCUGCAGUGUCCUUUUGCAGAGAAGGGCUGUUAUGCCAGCAUCUGCCCCAUGUGCAGAAAGGUCCUACUGAUGGAAGAAGAAAUGGAGGAAAGGAAAGUGCAUACAACGCUGUGUCCAGGGAGCAAAAUGAGCUCAGCAGGAAUGCUCCCCUGCUAAGUUUAAUCUAUACUUGGUUUCCAGGAGAGUAAACUGAACCAACACAGAGCCCUUAAAGUUCAGAACAUUCACAGUGCUGCCACUGAACCACAUACCUUAGCAGCUUGAAGGGAAUUCCAUAGAGAAAGCUUCAUUUAAAAAAAAAAACAACUGUAAAUCACUGGGGCUCAUGGGGAAAAAAAACAACCAACCCACAACAAAUUCUACAGCAUGGUAACGUUCAAACAAAAGAUCCAGAAAAUCAAGGAGUCCAAGAAAAACAACUGCAUCUCAUUUUUUAAGGACACCCAAAAUCCAGACAUUUAACUCCUGAUGAUUAAACCCCCUCAAGUUGUUCACAUUCUUUUUAUGGCAUCCAUCUGCGACUUCCACAUGAUCAGUGCAAAAUACGGAUAUAGAAACAGCCAUUGAGUACUUUGCUAGUCUCUAAACUCUAAAAUCAGUUUAAGGAGAUAAUUUGCAAAAGUUCAAGCUAGUUCUGAAAUUACCAAAACAACUACUUUGCCCUUCUAAACUUAUUUUUCUGUUGUUUUUUUUUUUUAAGACACAUCAGAAUAGGUGUCAAAAGCACUGUAGUGGGCCCAGUGCAGGUGGUUACCACUAAAAAGCCGAUUCUAAGCACACAAAUCCUUGGUUUGCCUUGGUUUACAUGAAUGAAGGGCCUUUCUAGAUUUUCCUGUUUAACUAAAUAGAAGUCUAACCAACAAUCCCUGAAACUCAGCAGCCGUAACAACCAAAAAAGGUUAAACAUGAGAACAUGGGAUCACAUGAGAACCAUGGCAAUGCCUCUGGAGGUAGCCCAGGCCAAUAUGUCUGACCCACCUGAUGCUGAGCUCAAGUCUUCCCUUUACACCAUCAACAGCUACAUAUCAGAUAACAUGUCUAAGAGCUUAUCAUAGGGCUGGUAUCCUAAACAUAUCAGCCUACUACAGCUUCUGAGAUGGGUGUGUAAUUUUCUUAUUUUCUCAGUGAAGCAUCUGUUGAGCAGUACUUUCUUACAUGAUUUUACAAGUACUUAAAAUGACAUUUAUGGAUGAUAGAGUAUUGAGUUUUCUCUUCCAGAACUAAGUUGCAAGAAAAGGUCAGGCAACGGAAAGGGGUACCAAUAUUGCCCCCCACGCUAAAGGGCAAGAAUCCUAGAUCAUUUUCUCCGUGCACACACACAGACUGACUCUUUAACAUACAUUCUAAAUUCUUAUUUAGACAUGUAACAAAGAAAACAGCUGUGUUUUCACUGACCAGUCUCAAAUAAAAGGCCACUAACCAGAGCAAAGUGAGCUGCAGUGUUCUAGCAUAAUCAUCUUUACCACAUGUGCAAGGGAUCAGAAUUCCAAAGUCUGGCAAAGCAC